AUGGAUGGGCGUCAGAGUGAAGAUAACCUAACUUUUUGUAACGUUUCUGUAAAGGAACUGAGAUAUAUACUGAUCCUGUGCUCCACUGAUGGCUCCGUUUGUGCGUUUCUUUGUGCAGUUGCCAUUGCUGCUAUGAUCUUUUUCAGGCUGUUCACUCUCCUGACACACAGACUAUUAUUGUACAUGCUCAUAGCAGUGAUGUGCUACUCAUCACUGGUAGCUAUCCAACUCCUUGCGUUGUGGCGCGACUAUUUGCUUAACAAAGAGUAUGCCAAUGAUUGUAUUGCUGAGGGAUUUCUUUUGAUGUACUUUGCGUGGGUGAUGCUCCUUGCCACUUUAAUGGUGACCUUGCAUCUGACGAGUAUGGUCCUUUUUCCAUCUUUAUUCCAGAAAUUGACUAAAAUGGAGCCGUUUUAUUUAUUGUUUCCGUGGAUAUUUCCUCUAUUUAUUGUGUGGAUACCAUUUGUGCAUAGCAAUUAUGGCAUAUCUGGCUCUUGGUGCUGGAUAAGACUGUAUAAUGAAGAUUGUACACAGAACAAAGAAGGAGUCAUUGAAGAAUAUGCAGUUUGGUAUGGAGAGCUGAUCGUUGGAUUGGUUUUUAAUAAUAUUGCACUUUUAGCUAUUGCG
Amphimedon queenslandica is the source of this 627-nucleotide messenger RNA. Its product is annotated as cyclic AMP receptor-like protein A. Gene Ontology annotation, cellular component: plasma membrane. The record is from RefSeq and is a predicted model, not a curated record. Gene Ontology annotation, biological process: adenylate cyclase-activating G protein-coupled receptor signaling pathway; cell surface receptor signaling pathway. The annotation marks the transcript as partial. Lineage: Eukaryota; Metazoa; Porifera; Demospongiae; Haplosclerida; Niphatidae. Gene Ontology annotation, molecular function: G protein-coupled receptor activity. The transcript has a single exon.